Molecule: messenger RNA, 1919 nt
Organism: Prosopis cineraria
Lineage: Eukaryota; Viridiplantae; Streptophyta; Magnoliopsida; Fabales; Fabaceae
Product: licodione synthase-like
Exons: 2
Coding region: 59-1597 (512 amino acids)
Molecular function (GO): heme binding; monooxygenase activity; iron ion binding
Source: RefSeq, a predicted model, not a curated record
UUGAGCGCCAUCCACCAUCAAAUUAAUAUACUAGAGCACUAACUCUAUAGUCUAUACCAUGGAGUUUCAAGUGCUCCUUCUAACUCUCUUCCUCUCAACCUUUGUCAUCUUCCUUCUUUCCUUCCGGCGCGGCCGCGGCCGCCUUCCCUUAGGUCCUUGGCCGUGGCUGCCGGUUAUUGGCCACUUGCACCUCCUUGGUCCCCUUGUCCACCAGUCCCUCCACCGUCUCUCCCUCCGAUACGGCCCCUUUUUCUCUCUUUACCUGGGCUCCGUGCCUUGCGUAGUCGUUUCCAAUCCCCAUUACGCCAAGCUGUUCCUUCAAGACAAUGAGCUGGCCUUCAGCUCUCGGCUUGAAUCCACCGCCAUAAAACGGCUCACCUACGAGACCUCUCUUGCUUUCUCCCCCUACGGACCUUACUGGAAGUUCAUCAAGAAGCUAACCUUCAAUGAGCUGUUCGGUUCUCGAGGCACCGGAAGAUUCUCGAGCCUCCGCGUCCAGGAGUACGAUAGACUUCUAACGCUUAUAGGCGUAAAGGCACGGGCUGGCGAGGCGGUGAAUGUGACGGAGGAGUUGCUGAAGAUGACGAACACGGUGAUAUCGAAGAUGAUGAUCGGAGAAUCGGAGGAGGCGCGGGACGUGAUCAGAGAGGUGACGAAGAUGUUUGGGGAGUUCAACGUGGCUGAUUUCGUGUGGGUGAUGAAGAAGCUGGACGUGCAAGGGUUUGGGAAGAGAAUCGAGGAUCUUUACCAGAGGUUUGAUAGUUUAGUGGACAGGAUCAUCACGAAGCGCGAACAGGCCAGGAAUAAAGCUCGUGGACAAGGUGGCGGGAAACAUGAGGGUGGCGAGAGGGACUUUCUUGACAUUUUGCUCGACAUUGCAGCGGAUGAAACCUCCGACGUCAAAAUUAACAGGGUUCACAUGAAGGGCUUGGUCAUGGAUUUAUUCACAGCGGCCACAGAUACCCUGGCAGUUGGGAUAGAAUGGGCAUUAGUGGAGUUGAUCAACCACCCCGACUUGCUGAAGAAAGCUCGCCAGGAGAUUGAUGACGUGGUUGGAAAUCAACGGCUAGUAGAAGAAUCUGACGGUCCAAAACUUCCCUUCAUCCAAGCGGUUAUUAAAGAAACGUUUCGUCUACACCCACCGGUGCCUUUAGUUGUGAGAAGGUGCACAUCGGAGAGCAAGAUCGAGGACUACGUGAUUCCAGAGGACACGGUGCUGAUGGUGAAUGUUUGGGCCAUGGGUAGGGACCCAAGCCUGUGGGAGAGCCCAAUGGACUUCCGGCCCGAACGAUUCUUAAAGCCCAUGGAAGAGAAUUCCUCCAAGGGUGUUUUGGAUGUGAGGGGACAACAUUUUCAGUAUCUACCAUUUGGGACUGGCAGGAGGAUGUGUUCUGGUCUGACUCUUGCCAUGCAUGAGGUGCCUGCUGUUGUGGCUGCUCUUAUUCAGUGCUUUGAUUUUCAGCCCGUGAGCCCUCAAGGCAACAAAGUUGCCGUGGUUGACACGGAAGAGAGGCCUGGGUUGACUGUUCCACGAGCCCAUGAACUUGUUUGCAUCCCUAUUGCAAGGCCCAUAUGCGGCCCACUCCACUUGGUUUGAAAUUUUUAUAAGCAUCCCGUCGUGAAAUUUUCAGUGAUUUUAAGUAAAGAGAAAAAAAAACAUAUAUAGGAGCUUUACUUUCAAUAUGUAAGGAGGAUAUGCCAUUUGUGUCUAUAUCUUCCGUAGCAUAUCUAGAAUAACUUUGGGGGAUCCAUGUCUGAUUCAUGUCCUGUCAAUAGCUUGGCAUAUUCAUGAAUGCUUCAAUAUUGUCUCAACUUGUCUGUGUUUCAAAUUUUAUGUACAUGUCCCAACGUUAGCGUUUGAAAGUGAGGUAACCCAUUACCCAUUUCACAUGCAUGAAACCUCUUGGCUCUUGUCUCUA